Larimichthys crocea (large yellow croaker) is the source of this 2477-nucleotide messenger RNA. RefSeq names its product coiled-coil domain-containing protein 149. The transcript is spliced from 13 exons. The record is from RefSeq and is a predicted model, not a curated record. Bases 218 to 1915 code for a protein of 565 amino acids. Lineage: Eukaryota; Metazoa; Chordata; Actinopteri; Sciaenidae.
AGUUCCCGGUUUAACGAGGGUUUCCAAAUGCGUCGUGACGCGCCUCCGACGUCAGGAUGGACGGAAGUGAUGCGCACAGUGUUUUUCCUCGGUCAGCUAAUCCGUCUUGAUGAUGCAAAAUGUCUUUAAAUCUGAUCACCACAACCAUCAUGCUGCUGCUUCUCUGAAACUCACCUCUCUUCAUUUUGAUCAUUAAUCUAUUUUUUUUUUCCCCGACAUGGAUCCGUCCCGGAGGAGCGAGGCUGACUGGCAGGGACUGAUCAACGAGUUCCUGAUUUGUAAGCGGAAGUUGGAAAGUAAGAAAGAAGCUCUCCUGAUCCUGUCUAAGGAGCUGGACACCUGCCAGCAGGAGAGGGAUCAGUACAAACUGAUGGCCAACCAGCUCCGUGAGCGACACCAAGGACUCAAGAAGAAGUACAGAGAGCUCAUUGAUGGAGAUCCCUCUCUGCCUCCUGAGAAAAGGAAUCAAGUGAAUUUAGCCCAGCUCCUGAGAGACUCCAGAGAAAAAAGCAGCCAACUCUCUGAUGAAGUGAAGGAGCUGAAACAAAGACUGGCAGAAGCUCAGGGUGAUAACAAGCUCCUACGAAUGACCAUCACCAAACAGAGGCUGGGUGACGAGGAGGUCGGCACUCGCCACUUUCCUGCACAUGAGCGAGAGGAUCUGGUCAGACAAUUAGAAAGAGCUCGAGAACAGAACGAGGUCCUGGAGCACAGUGUGAAGUCGCUCACAGACGAGCUGCAGGACGUACGAGCAGAGCGCGACGUGUUUCAGCAGAAGGCUCAUCGUCUCAACGUGGAAAUGAACCACAUCAUGGGAAACGACGAGAUACGGAUUUUAGACAUAGAUGCACUCUGCAUGGAGAACAGGUAUUUGCAUCAGCGUUUCAGUCAACUUCAAGAAGAAGUCAGCUUGCUCAAAGCAAAUCUGGUGAAGUACAAGAGUGCCCUGGAGUGCAAAAAAACCUCUAAAAUCUCUGGGAAAGCCAACAGUAGUGCACUGACCGGGGUGCUGUCUGCUAAACAAGUCAAAGAAUUGUUGCUGUCUGAAGAAAACGGCUGCAGUUUGCCGGUGACUCCUCAGUCCAUCUCUGACCUCAAAUCUCUCGCCACAGCUCUACUGGAAACCAUCCAUGAGAAGAAUAUGGUGGUUCAACACCAACGGCAGAUCAACAAGAUUCUUGGAACUCGAGUAGCAGAGCUGGAGAAUAAACUAAAAACAUUAGAAAUGUCUGGAUUAUGGAGCCUGCCAGGCCUGACUUAUAAUGUGUCUCUGGGAGUAUAUGGAAGAGGGAAGAGAGACGCCAUCAUCCUGAACGCUCAGCAGAAGGAGUCGACUCAGUCGCCUGGACAGGAAGGUGAUAAAGAGUCAGAAAAAAUAUCCUCCACAGAAGUCCCAAACCAAGAGAGUGGACCACCAGCUGUGUCAUGUGGAGAGGAAGAGGAGCUUCAUGAGGAGGCACCGUCGCCAUCCAGCGAGGAGAGGUGCCACCAGAAGCCUUCAGACCAGUCAGCUGAGGAAGAGCCAAAGACACCAGACAGCGAAGAGUGUCACGACGGCGUAAAGUAUCAUGACAGCGGCCAAUCAGAGAUCACAAUUGAUUUAACGGCUUUAACGAGUCAUGAGUCGGAAGAAGAGGAGUGCCUGAGUGAUUCCUCUGCCACGGUGCCAGAUGUGAACACAGAGCAUCUGUCAGAACUCUGCCACCAAACUUUAGAGAACUCAGGAGGAAGAGAGGAUGAGUCGGAUGAGUACACUGAAGGGGUGGAAAGUGCUGAAACAGAGUGUAUUAUAACAGAGGAAAGUAUCUUUAUCGCUGGACCAUCUACCGCUACGACAAAGUCUGCUGAAGGACCAGAGGAUGUUUGCUCAAACCAGGAGACAGAGCUGUCAGAAGAGACAGAUGUUUGUGUUUGACAGGAGAUUCAAGAAUAGGGAAGAUGAGGAUGGGUGCUGUAUUUAUAAUACGAUGCCAUUUUAUUCAUUUUAGUGGAUAAUUUUUAAAAAAUCAGUAAAGAAAAUUAAUGGCCACUGCAUCAAAUCCAAGAAAUAUCUAAAUGUAUCAAUAUACCCAGGUCAAAGUAGUAAGAAUGACUCCCAACCAAACAACUGUCACUCACUGAUCAACUGUGCUUUCACUUGAUCCACUUUAGUUUUCUUAAACUUAAAUAAAUAAAUUACAUAUGGCCCAAAUAUGUCAACACCAGAAUAUAAACACAUAUGUGUGAUUGUGCUGCUACGACAGCCUGCACUCUCAAAUGAUUGUUUGUUUUCCACAAUUUUCUGGAACCUGGCAGGAAAUCAGAAGUCAGUGAGGUCAAGUCAAGUUCUUCCAAAAACCAAACCGAGGACGAAAACAUUUUUCUUAUGGACCUCCUUUUUGUGCACAAAGCGUUGUUGCAUUGUUCCCUGCAAAGUCUGAAGCUUGUGUACAUGUCAGAGAUGGAGAAAAUGUGAUUUAUGGUGAUAAAAAGUAACA